This is a messenger RNA of Epithele typhae, 1164 nucleotides long. Its product is annotated as Diaminopimelate epimerase-like protein. The coding region runs from base 1 to 1164 and encodes 387 amino acids. NCBI's taxonomy places the organism in Eukaryota, Fungi, Basidiomycota, Agaricomycetes, Polyporales, Epitheliaceae. The record is from RefSeq and is a predicted model, not a curated record. The transcript has 4 exons. Gene Ontology annotation, molecular function: hydro-lyase activity.
AUGGAUAUCUUCCAAGAGAUAAUAUCCGGGAAUAUAUCGCAAGACUCCAUCAUCAGAACGGUGGAUAUGCAUACAGGCGGAGAGCCCACAAGGAUCAUUGUGGGGGGCUAUCCUCCCCUCGGAGGAUCUACGCUACUCGAGAAAAGAACAUACGCUCGGAAGGAGCUGGAUCACAUUAGGAAGAGAUUGAUGAGAGAGCCUCGUGGCCACAAAGAAAUGUACGGCGCGAUCCUUGUACAAGAAACUGAAAGAACGCGCGCAGGAGAAGCUGACAUUGGUGUCUUGUUCUGUCACAAUGAGGGGUACUCGACUAUGUGCGGUCAUGCCACCAUUGCGCUGGGUCGUUUCUUGGUCGACACAGCAGACACCUCCGUCUUUCCGAACCGCAAGCAGGUCCCUUUCGACGAAGCUGAGGGCAAGUGCACAGUGCGUCUGCAUGCACCGUGCGGCGUUGUGGAGAUCACGGUCCCAAGCAUUCGAGAUGGAGAUCGCGUGCGUUCCAAUCCGGACCGCGAGGUGCGCUUCAUGAGCGUAAGAAGCUUUGCGGCAGCCAUCGACGCGGUCGUCGACAUCCCCAACGAGCUUCGAUGGAUGGAGCUGGUGAAGGCCGGAAGACACACCGUCAAGUUCGAUCUGGCGUAUGGAGGGGCGUUCUACGCAAUCGUCCAGGAGAAGGCGCUAGGCUUUGAACGCCUCAGAGAUGGAGAGGUGGACAUGAAGCGACUGGACGAGGCGACGGCGGCGCUGAAGAAGGUGGUGGCUGGGAAACGGGAGUUGUUCGAGGGCCACGGAUUGGAGGCGGAGCUGCGGUACCUGUACGGCGUCAUCGUGGUGGACGAGGGCGAGGGCGAGAGGGGACUGGGCGGUCUGGACGCGGGUCGGCUGGGGGUGUGUUUCUUUGCCGACCAGCAGAUCGACCGCUCGCCGACGGGAUCGGGUGUCUCCGCACGAGUGGCGCUAGCACGCGCCAAGGGCCUGCUGGCGGAGGGCGAGCGCGUGCGCUUCGAUUCGCCGCUCUCUGCGCGUCGCGGCGGCGAAGCGGGGGCGUUCAUCGGGGGCUGGGCAGGUGCCGACCGGGUGCGCGUCGAGGGCCGGGCGUUCUACACGGGCGCAUGCGCGUUCGUGGUGGAGGACGGCUUUGCGCGAGAGGGCUUCGUGCUCUGA